Molecule: messenger RNA, 519 nt
Organism: Seminavis robusta
Lineage: Eukaryota; Bacillariophyta; Bacillariophyceae; Naviculales; Naviculaceae
Source: the annotation of a GenBank genome assembly
AUGAACGCAACGAAUGCUACCGCGACAACCUCAAUGCCCGCCGUGGCGGCAAUGGGGCGAACAACGCCCCCCUUCAUCAAGCAUUGCAGCAAUCUUGCCAUUCCUGGGAUCCUUCUUGUCAUACUUAUGGGUUAUGUUUACGUUGCUGCAAGAUACGGUGUCAACCAGUGGGGUUGGUUUGGGGGGACGUCAGGUCGCACAAAUGUCAAGCUGACAAGCGCUUUGCAGUACGUUUCCUGUGUGUCUCUGUGUAGGCUGGGUAUGACUAUAUAUUCCUCCAAGCCUCUGGAUUGGUCAUCCAAGGCAUUCGAUGAUAAACCAAUGAGGCUGUUGUUGAUGGCGAGACUGGCGGUUUGUGGAAUGAUAUUGGCACUGGUUGUGAGGUUCAAUCGCUGGUGGCGCAAAUCGGGAUGGCACAUGUGGACGUCGAUGCACUACCAGGGGUCUGAAAAGUACUUUGGAGUACUCUUGUUGUUCGUCAUCAACCUUCUUUGCCUUGCUUAUGAGGAGCUAAAGUAG